Molecule: messenger RNA, 1075 nt
Organism: Populus trichocarpa (black cottonwood)
Lineage: Eukaryota; Viridiplantae; Streptophyta; Magnoliopsida; Malpighiales; Salicaceae
Exons: 7
Coding region: 266-847 (193 amino acids)
Biological process (GO): vesicle-mediated transport; intracellular protein transport
Cellular component (GO): cytoplasm
Molecular function (GO): GTP binding; GTPase activity
Source: RefSeq, a predicted model, not a curated record
CGAAAUUUGGCCUAAAAAGACAAAAGAGAGAGAAGAAAAUGAAUAAAUGAAAUUCCAUAUGGACGGAAAGAAAAGAGAAGAAAAGCAGAGGCCAUGCCGUGCGAUCAUCUGUGUCGUGUCAUUAUUCUCUCUGUUUGGAGAGAAAGAAGAGUAUAAACCAGAAGAGAGAAACAGAACUCUGUUAGAUUUAGAUCAGACAAGAAAUACUAAACAGUAAGUGAUAGAAUCGAGGAACACCUGGGAAGAUCAUCAUCAUAGAGAGGGGAUGGGUCAAGCCUUUCGCAAGCUCUUCGACACCUUUUUCGGCAAUACCGAGAUGCGGGUUGUCAUGCUCGGACUCGAUGCAGCCGGUAAAACUACCAUACUUUACAAGUUGCACAUUGGAGAAGUGUUAUCCACUGUCCCUACAAUUGGGUUCAACGUGGAGAAAGUUCAGUAUAAGAAUGUGGUGUUCACCGUUUGGGAUGUUGGUGGACAAGAGAAACUAAGGCCGCUUUGGAGGCAUUACUUCAAUAACACCGAUGGGCUGAUAUAUGUUGUUGAUUCGUUGGACCGGGAGAGAAUUGGAAGAGCUAAGGCAGAAUUUCAGACCAUCGUCAAAGAUCCAUUUAUGCUCAACAGUAUCAUCUUGGUGUUUGCCAACAAACAGGACAUGAAAGGAGCAAUGACCCCGAUGGAAGUAUGCGAAGGACUAGGUCUUUUCGAACUCCAGAACAGAAAAUGGCACAUACAGGGAACUUGCGCUCUCAGGGGAGAUGGACUUUAUGAGGGCCUGGACUGGUUAUCUGGAACUUUUAAAGAGAUGAGAGCUGCAGGAUACUCUUCAGUGGGCACCUCAUCAUUCUAACAUUCCAAGGUUUGUUGGAAGCCUCAAGUUCAUCUCGAUGAAGCUGGAGAGUAGGCCGUUGCUUCUGGGGAAGUCCUGAACUAAUCAUUUGUAGGCUGCCUAAAGCAUGUGGAUUUAUUAGGUCUCUUACCUUUGGCUUUGACUUCCUCCCGUGUAUAUGGAAAUACAGUCUGAACGGGAUCUUUAUAUGCUUUGGGGUGCCCAUCUUAUAAAGUAGAUUGCUUUUAA